Messenger RNA from Tauraco erythrolophus (red-crested turaco), 3388 nucleotides. The record is from RefSeq and is a predicted model, not a curated record. Lineage: Eukaryota; Metazoa; Chordata; Aves; Musophagiformes; Musophagidae.
AUGGCAGCUGAGGCUUACAGCCCCUCUGAAGGUGGCCACCUGCCUCCGCCAGGAGGCUUAGCCCUUGCUCACUUGGAUGACUCUGAUAGACUAAGUAGAUCCUACCCCACGGCGAGCAAGAGCAGGAAAAGUCGGCUCUCUCAACUCUGCCGGCUUAGAGCAUCUCUGUCUGGUGAGUGCGGGGAGAAAUGGAGCUCUUACUGUUUGUCUUCACUGGCAGCUCAUAACCUUUGUACCAGCAAAACUGGUAACUCCUGGGCUCAGUGGGGUUCUGCCUCUCUCUCCACUUCCCUUGGAAGUUCUGCUUCUUGCUCCUUUUUGCACACCCUGGCCGUGGAGGAACCCAGCCAGCACCUCCCGACUGCUGCGCACAAUCGAAACAAAGCCAUCUUCACCGUGGAUGUCCACACAACAGAGAUCCUAGUGGCUAACGACAAAGCCUGCAAGCUGCUUGGGUGCAGUAGUCAGGAACUCAUUGGCCAAAAGCUGUCUCGCUUGAUAUCCAAAUCCAGUCAAGAGCUAUGGGAAGCGGUGGGUGAGGAGUACAUAGAAACUGGUGAACGUUCGUCGGUGUUUUCAGGAACUGUGGUCGAUGUUGUAGGCCGUCUCAAGGAGAAGAUCCCAGUCUCUGUCUGGCUGAGGCGAGUAAGAAGCAAGGACAACCAGCGCUGUGUGGUUGUGCUGGAACCAGUGGAAAGACUUUCAGCUUCUGUUUCCUUCAGGGUCAAUGGAGAGAUUACAUCAUGUGACCUCCUUUUUGCCCAUCUCCAUGGCUACCCAACCCUGGAAGAAGUAGUUGGGCUCCACAUAAAGGACGUGAUUCCUUCUGUGCAGAUCCCUCCUCUAGGCAAAAAAAUCCCAAAGAACCUCAGGAUCCAGCAAGCUGUAGGCCGAUCCAGAGAAGGCAACAUGUUUCCUCUCAGCUUAAAGCUGCAAGUAAGCCUUCUGGAGGAGGACCAAGCGGCGGUGCAAGAAGAUGGUGUUCCGCAGGCAGGAAAAGAAGAGUCCUUCCCAGACUGUCACUACUCUGCUGCAGUCGUGGUUUUCUCCACCAUCAGUGGUCUUAUUACUGUCCGGUCAGAUGGAACCAUCUGUGGCAUCAAAGAUAGUUUUGCUUUAACGCUCUUUGGCUAUGAGAAGAAAGAACUGUUGGGAAAGAACAUUACGUUCCUGAUCCCUGGUUUCUAUAACAACAUGGAGAGAAGCAGUGCCUGUUCCUUGCCAUUGCCUCCUCUCGACGACUCCAUGGGGACAGAGAACAGCAGCUUCUUGGCUGCAUCUUCAGCAAGACUUCUGUCGAGAGAUGAAGAGCAGAAAUUGGAACAAAGACGCAGAGAUGACGAAUUAAUACAUGACGGGACUCAACAAAAGAAUGGGACCAGUUUAUUUUCUACUCCCUCACCUCCUAAAGUGGCAUCCACACCCUCUAAUAGUCUAGAAGACCACCUAGAUACCGCAUCCUGUGGCCCAGUUAAGCUGCCUCCCGAUGUGACUUGUAACUCACCUGGAACACCAACAAUAGAUGAGCCAUGGUCUGGGACAACACCUGGCUGCAGACAAGGCUUUCUAAGCCACAUGGUUACAGGGCAGUUGUCAGAAACAAACUCGAUGUGUGAUGCAAAACGUUCCAGCCUUGAGCAUGCUGUCGUUGAAAACUGCCUGCUAAAGGAUGCUUCAUCCUUCAUUGUGAGUGGAAGAAAUAACAUCCAUGAUGUUUGCUCAGGAAGCAAAAUGGGUUGCAGUGCUUCUGCACCAGGAGUUGCCACAACCUCUGAAGAUGUAUCAGACGCUGAGCUGAACUGUAUUUGUGCUGGUCUGGAGGUACUGGGUCUGAAUACUGGUGUCAAGGGGAACUCAGACAAUUGUUCAGGUAUUACUGCAGCUCUUGUAGGAGCAUCCUCCUCUAAUGCAGCGGACCCGGCUGUAGGCAACACGGAAACUCAGAAAAACUGUGCCUUUUCAACUGGGCAAGAAAAGCAGCUGUUCAGUGGUGCUGCCUCAGAAGAUGAUUCUGGGUGGCUGGCCUCCCAAAGGCAUUUAGAAAACUCCGAAGAAUCCUCUAGAGCAGAAACAGAAACAGAGACCGUGGAGGACAACGGCAACAGAAACCCCCUGAAAAGCAAAGGCAGUCCUGAAGACAACUGUCAGUUGCAUGGGCAGCAAAAUAUGGAGAUAAAAGUAACAUCGACCCCAGUGAAACAAGAAGGGAGGGUGAAUCCAGCAGCUCCUUUGACCUUGGAGAUCCUGGAAGGCUGCUAUACUGGGAAUUGCUGUCACAGAGAUGGUUCACAAUUAAGUAUACUCUUUGAAGUGAAAUGUGUAGAGCUGCAGGAGCCCGCCAUGCUUUUCUGUGUCUGGGUGGUGAAAGACCUUCUACAGAGCCAGAGAGAAGCUGUAGCAAGGACUCAGCUCUUGCUCUCCAGCCUAGCAAGCUCUGCCCAGUCUAUUGCAGAUCUUUCUACACGUAGUCUUGGAGAUGCCAUCAGAUCCACUUCGCUUUUUGAGAGUUCCCGAAGAACUGAAGAGCUUGAAGGAUUAAGGGCAUGUGAGGGAGAAUAUGCAAAAAAUUACAGCACUCUCAGUCUUAUUGGCAAAGGAUCUUUUGGCUUUGUCUGGACUGCCAGGAGCAAGAAAGAUCAUCAGGAGGUGGUCGUGAAGUUCAUCUGGAAGGAGAGGGUACUUGAGGACUGCUGGGUAGAUGAUCCUGACCUGGGGAGAGUUACUCAAGAAAUUGCAAUCCUGUUGAAGCUGCAGCACCCCAGUAUCAUUAAGGUGCUGGAUGUAUUUGAAAAUGAACACUUCUUCCAGCUGGUGAUGGAGAAGCACGGAUCUGGGCUGGACCUCUUCACAUUCAUUGAUAAUCGACCCAACCUGGAUGAGCCGUUAGCGAGCUAUAUAUUCAGACAGCUUGUAUCAGCUGUCGGGUAUCUCCACUGCAGAAACAUCCUUCACAGAGAUAUCAAGGAUGAAAAUAUUGUCAUUGCUGAAGAUUUCACAAUCAAAUUAGUGGACUUUGGUUCAGCUGCCUACCUGGAACCUGGCAAACUGUUUUAUACCUUCUGUGGGACGAUUGAGUACUGCUCACCAGAAGUGCUCUCUGGCAAACCGUACCACGGCCCUGAGCUGGAGAUGUGGUCACUCGGUGUCACCCUUUACACCCUCGUAUUCGGAGAGAAUCCCUUCUGUGAGCUCGAGGAGGCCAUGGCAGCUGUCCUGAGUCCUCCUCGGCCUGUGUCAAAAGGUCUCGGGGAUCUCCUGGCUGGGCUUUUGCACCCCAUUCCAGAGCAGCGCACGACUCUGGCAAUGGUAGUAGAGGAUCGUUGGCUGAAGCAGCCUGUGAACCUGGGGGAUUAUACCUGGGAAGAGGUGUACGCUGCUGCUGGGACAG